UACGUUUCUGUAGGCGAUAUGAGUGGCAGCUGUGCGGCCGAGCCUCACCUGGACAUGGACAUCAGCCUAAAAGCUUCUAUACAAACACGGGAAACCGCCCUAAAGGACAUGAUGACUCCCGAGGAACCAGCAAUCCGGCGAUCAUCUCGGACUGGGAGAGGCUUAACACCCAAACGCCUCCAGUACUCCCCGGACACAACGGAAAACAAGCCCACAAAGAAAAGGAAAACAAAGGCCCAGGUAGAAAAAGAGAGCCUGAUUGAGGGACCCAAGGAUGAGAAGGAUGCUGGAAACGGUCAUGUGGAACGUGAAAGUGGAGGACUGUCUGCCUAUGAGCUGGAGCGACUGGAGAACAUCAGGCAGAACCAGGCUUUCCUGUCAUCCAUCAACUUAUUAGAGGCAACCGAGGAGUUGCAGCAGAUGGUACGACGAAAACCAUCACAGAAGGGUCUGAGGCCACAGGCUGUUAAGAGGGAGGUGCUGCCACCUCGCAAAUCCCUGCGCCUCCAAAAUAUAGAGGCAGAGAUGUUGAAGCUUCCACCUGAACCCACGGCGACACUGGUCUUUGAACGGUCUUCUUCAGUCAAGAAGCCCGCUGGGCCUCUUCCCAUGGCUCCAGUCAACAUGGAAGAGGGUUCCAAGCUACCAUCUCAACUUUUUGAUCUCUGUUCUGAAGAGACCCAGGAAACAAAGAUGUCACUUGACUUGAAAGAGUACCGCUCUGCAGUAAAGAGCAUGAGGAUAAGGGAGGAUGCAGUGGUCAAAGUGGUGAAGGACCGCAUCUUCUCUGCAGCCUUCCACCCGUGCAGCAGCAGUCUGUUGAUGGCUGCAGGAGACAAGUGGGGAAGAUUGGGCCUCCUGAAAGUGGGUUCUGAUUGGGGCGAUGAUGGAGUUCUGCUCUUUGAGCCUCACACUCGUCCAGUUGCCUGUAUGGCGUUCUCCAGGGCUGAUCCGACCCAGCUGCUUAGCCUCAGUUAUGAUGGAUCUAUGCGCUGCAUGGAUAUAGAGAAGGCCGUCUUUGAUGAUGUGUAUGAUAGUGAGGAUGGUCUGAGAACUUUUGGAUUCAUGUCACAUGACUGCUCAACGCUGGUGGUGGGGAACUGGUAUGGAGAGGUUGCCAUCGUUGAUAGGCGCACUCCAGGGAACUCUCACGAGUCUCUUCACUCACUGGACUCAAAAACGGUGCGCUGCGUCAGCGUCCACCCUCUCCAGAUGCAGUACUUUGCAGUGGCAGAAGACAGGGAAGUGAAUAUUUAUGACAGCCGGUGCCUGAAGAAGACCAAAAGCCAGGCAGUCUUUCAACUCCAUGGCCACUCUUUAAGCAUAAACAGUGCUUAUUUCUCCCCUUGUACUGGAAACAGAGUGCUCACCUCAUGUAUGGAUAACCACAUCAGAGUAUUUGACACAUCUUCAAUGACUUCUAAAUCGUCCCUGCUGACAUCCAUCAGACACGAUAUGAGAACGGGCCGCUGGUUGUCUAAGCUCUCAGCAGUGUGGGACCCCAAACAGGAAGACUGCUUUGUGGUGGGGAGUAUGAUGAGGCCUCGGCAAGUGCAGGUGUUUCAAGAAAGCGGUCAACGCGUGCACUCGUUUAUAGACGACGACAACCUUACCACGGUGCUUUCUGUCACUGCUUUUCACCCCACAAGAAACGCCCUGCUAGGUGGUAAUUCAUCAGGCCGUCUGCAUGUCUUCUCUAGUUAACGCGAGGGCCAGAAAGGAUGUGACCAACACGGAUUCAGCAGGGUUACAGAAAUCAGUAGAUGGUUAGUUGAAAGGCUGUCUAACUGUAAAUGUUUAGUUGGAAUUCUCAUUGAACAAAAUAUCCUGCUUGUCUUCCCUUUUGUAUUUCUACACCUUUUUUAUUACUAUCACAUUGUAGCAUGUCACACAUGUCCUGAAAUAUCAUUUUCAGAGAUGCUGCUCUUGGAUAUAUUUAAAACUUUUGUAUCUCAUGGGGGAUGAUGACACUGUCGGUAUUUUAUUUUAUAAGCUGUCUUUUCUGUUUUCAAUGUUACUUCUGAAGUAAAUAUAUUUUUGUGUAUUAAAUAUGAGCGUAAUUAAUGUUCUCAGUGGUAAUAUCUUUGUCGCCAGAUGAGGGUAAAAGA
Cololabis saira (Pacific saury) is the source of this 2108-nucleotide messenger RNA. It is a transcript of the gene wdr76, whose product is annotated as WD repeat domain 76. Gene Ontology annotation, molecular function: DNA binding; protein binding. Bases 19 to 1704 code for a protein of 561 amino acids. The record is from RefSeq and is a predicted model, not a curated record. Gene Ontology annotation, cellular component: nucleus. Gene Ontology annotation, biological process: regulation of DNA damage checkpoint. NCBI's taxonomy places the organism in Eukaryota, Metazoa, Chordata, Actinopteri, Beloniformes, Belonidae. The transcript has 15 exons.